ACCAAAGACAAGACGUUUAUUCCGUGAAACAAACUUGGUUCGCUAUUGCUUUGCUUUGAUUUGUGAAUUGUGAAUUUGCUUGAAGAUUAGAAGUAUCGAAGGUGCAUUAACAUUUUGUUCAAGAUUAAUAUCAUAGGUAUUUAGUAGACCUUUUUAUUAGGAUGGAUGAUGAAACGAGCUCAGAUUUGCAGAAGUGUUUAUCCGAUGGACCGAUGGAUACGGAUGAAGGCCCCCUUAUAAACGAAAAUUCAAAUGGACUUUCACAUUUAUUGACUGAGGGCGAGUUCAGCAGUGUCGAGGCGGCAGUGGACGAGUCAUCAACAUCAAACCAAGGUUUCCUCAAUGCAGUGGAGCUGUCUGCGGGUAGCGUUGGCGACUACCUGGACAACAACACCGAAGGAUUCAACACACAUCCUUUCGAUGUGGGCGAUAACGCGGUCACAUUCCCCAGCGACUCGCUCAAUAACAUGCUCACCGACGGCGACUCACUUCUUAGCGAUACAGCGUUUAAGACUCAGUCUGAUACUGAUGGUGAUGUUACAGAAAGUCAGAAGGCGACGGUGGAGUCUGACUUUGAGGUCAGUCAAAUAUCUGAUGCUGGCAAUUCUAUGCCAGCCGAUGACAUAACUCAAACAAAAACAGAGGAGACCAGCAACACUAGUUUAGCAGAGGUGAAGCCAGAACCAGAGCCAGAACAAGCUGAGGCUGGCCAAACUGGCAACACUGAUGCCACUCCUGCUGUCAAAAGUGAACAACCUGUGGAAUCCGAUGAGCAAACUUGUGUUAAAGAUGAACCAGAGUCUCCUGUAAAAACUGAAGAUGUAGACACUAAGGUUGUAAAGACUGAAUCAGUUGUAAAGUCAGAAAGUGCUACACCUACAAAAAAAUCCAGCAAGGUGGGUGGUGCUGAAGAAACAGAAGUUGUAUCGGAAGAUGAAUUACCAGAAGUACAAAAGCCAAGUAUAAAAGAUGCAGAGAAUGUGUCCGAUGAUGAACUGCCUGGACCUAAACCAGCUGAACUCCCAGCAGAUACUGAGGUGGUGUCGGAAGAUGAGCUCCCAUCUUCAAAGAAAGAGUCGCGUAAACGUAAAACUGAAGAUGAGCGCGAUGGCUACGAUCCUGGCUCGCCGACAUCUGAAAAUGAGUCCUCCUCCAAAAAACAAGCUGUAGCCAAGAAUGGAGAAAGCAAACCGAUUCCAUCUGAGAAACGCACAUCAACUGAUGAAAAACCCAAGAAGAAACUACCUGAGCUUGACAAAUACUGGAAAGUCGUCAAUGAUGAUCCUACCGAUUUCACUGGCUGGACUUAUUUACUACAAUAUGUUGACCAAGAGAGCGACGUGGAGGCAGCUCGUGAAGCAUACGACGCGUUUCUGUCGCACUACCCGUAUUGUUACGGGUACUGGCGGAAAUAUGCUGACUACGAAAAACGUAAAGGAAGUAAAAAGAAGUGCCUCGAAGUUUUGGAAAGAGGCCUCAAAGCCAUCCCAUUGUCCGUGGAUCUGUGGAUACAUUUCCUAAACCACAUAAAGACAACACGAAAUGAAGAUCAUGCCUACAUCAGGUCGCAGUAUGAGAGAGCUAUAGAGGCAUGUGGUCUAGAAUUCCGGUCGGAUCGUCUAUGGGAGUCUUACAUCAAAUGGGAGGCUGAGAAUGGAUCGGCUCUCAAUGUUACCAAUAUAUAUGAUCGACUGUUGGCUACUCCCACACUCGGAUAUACUUCACAUUUUGACAACUUCCAGGAGCACGUGAUGUCGGAGCCGGUGGCGGGCGUGGUCUCCCGCGCCGAGCUCGUGCGUCUGCGCGCCGACGUCCGCGCCACGGCCGGGGCCGCGCCCCAGUUGGAUCUGCCGCCCGGAGAGGAUGAGCCGGUCGACCAUGUCGCAUCUGAAGAAGAAGCUCAGGCGAUCAAGGAACGUAUCAUUGCCGCACGACGUAAGGUUCACAAGACCACUGGAGAACAAGUCGCGGCUAGAUGGACCUUCGAAGAAGGCAUAAAACGGCCAUACUUCCACGUAAAGCCUUUAGAACGGUGUCAGCUAAAGAACUGGAAGUCCUACUUAGAAUGGGAGAAGCAGCACGGCUCACUGAAGCGGGCACUGGUUCUACAUGAGCGGUGUCUCAUUGCAUGUGCGCUGUAUGAAGAGUUCUGGAUGCGGUUAAUAAAGUUCCUGGAGGAGCGAGUGGAGACUAAUCCAGAGCUAGUGAGCGUGGAGCGGGAAGUGUUGGAGCGAGCGUGCACCGUCCACCACCUGGACAAGCCGGACCUGCAUCUACACUGGGCACACUUCGAGGAGGUGCACGGGAACGCCGCCAAGGCAGCUGAAAUACUCGACCGCAUCGAGAAGACCUGCCCCAACCUCGUACAAAUACAGUACCGACGAGUGAACUUAGAACGACGGCGCGGCGACUACGAGAAGUGUGCGCAGCUGUACGAGGGUUAUAUCGCGGCGGCCAAGAACAAGGCGGUGUCGUCGGCGCUGGCCAUCAAGUACGCGCGCUUCCUGUUCCACGUGCGCGCCCAGCCCGUCGAGGCGCGCGCCGCGCUGGACGCCGCCAUACUGCGCGACCCACUCAACGCCAGGCUCCAUGCGCAGAGACUCGACCUCGCCCUGCAUUGCCCCAACACACCCUACCAAGAGCUAGACGAGCUCGUGUCCUCAUACGAGAAGCAAGAAGGUGCGGAGCCGGAAGUGUGCGCCAUGUUGGCGUGGAAGCGACGCGAGUUGGCUGAGGAGCUCGGGGACGCGCAGGCCGCGCGCGACGCCACCGCGCAUGCGCGCGCACUCGCCAAACACUUGCGCAAGCGCGCGCGGAAAGAUAAACAUGACCCACCACCACCUCCUAACGCAUGUGUGGAGCCCACCAAGAAGAAAGAGAAUACAGCAGCUACUCCGAACAACGCAGCGUCACCUAGCGGCGGGGGCUCGUACUACCAGGCGCCGACGGCAGCGGCGUCGUACGAGCAGCCUUACGCGCAGCCCUACCAGCCCGCCUGGGGCUACCAGCAGCCCCCCGGCCCCUACCAGCACCACCCGCACCCCUGGCCGCAGUACCCGAACUACUAUUAGAUAUAACUUACCUUUUACAACACUAAUUGUUAUUUUUUAUGACAAGUUUACUAGUUCACUUAAAUAGUUACAUUACGGUAUGAUUCAUAUCGUACGAUAGGCUACAAAAUUACUUGGUCUUAUAAAUAGUAAUAAAUGUAAAAUUGAGAUUUACAGCUAUUGUUUAUGAAUUUAAUAAAACAUUAAACAAUGUUACAUGAUUUUUUGAAGAAAUAAAUCUAUCUUCACAUUC
Molecule: messenger RNA, 3303 nt
Organism: Spodoptera exigua (beet armyworm)
Lineage: Eukaryota; Metazoa; Arthropoda; Insecta; Lepidoptera; Noctuidae
Source: the annotation of a GenBank genome assembly